Sungouiella intermedia is the source of this 1614-nucleotide messenger RNA. NCBI's taxonomy places the organism in Eukaryota, Fungi, Ascomycota, Pichiomycetes, Serinales, Metschnikowiaceae. The record is from the annotation of a GenBank genome assembly.
AUGUCGUUCAACGUCAACUGGAACAACUUGGAAACAGACUCGUUGAGAAGCUGGACCAUUGAUUUGUUGACCGGUGCACUCAACUCCGGCAAACGUCCCAAUAUCCUCGCGUCCGAUAUUGUUAUCAAGGACUUAAACUUCGGCAAAGUUGCUCCAGACUUUGAGAUUCUCGAAAUCGGUGAGUUGGGCAGUGACAGGUUCCGUGGGAUCUUUAAAAUCACCUACAGUGGCGACUUCCACUUGACUCUACAUACUAAAGUCCAAGCCAACCCCUUAAAGAUCUAUAGCGACAACUCCCUUGAGAAAGAAAUAUCUUCCACUCCAUUCAUCACUCCAGACUUCCUUCUUUCGGUGGAUCCUUUUAACCUCCCCAUGGACUUGAAGCUUAGUGACAUCAAAAUUUCGGGUAUUGGUAUCAUCGUCUACUCCAAAACCAAGGGACUCACACUAGUGUUUAGAAAUGAUCCUUUGGACUCGAUUAAAGUUAGUUCAACUUUUGACACUGUUCAGGUGUUGGCAAACUUUUUGCAGAAACAAAUUGAAAACCAGAUUAGAGAUCUUUUUAGAGAGACGUUACCAACUUUGAUCCAUAAAGUCUCCUUGAAGUACACUACUUUAGGAGACAAUGAUUUGAUUGAUAACUUGCAGGAGCAUUUGACGACUGAGUCCCAUUUUAACAUGUUGGACUCGUUGGAUCUCGAACAUAUUUCUCCAAACAAUCUCAACAAACUUGCCAAACUUCAUAGCUCGCGUGAGACAUUGAACUUCAGUGUGCCCAAGUUCAAGAAAAUCGUCCAAAGAAACCACUUGGAGAAGUUCAACAAAGCUAUUUCUCCAAACUUGUACAAGUCGUUGCUGGUCAACUUAGACUUGCCUGCCAACGGCAAUGUUGCUACAAGCAAUAACAGCAUUCCAGUGGAUCUCUUCGUAAACAAUGACUACAAGAAAGUUGAUGAGAUCCUUUCGGAAAUUGCUGGCAUUCAAACACGUAGUUUCAACAAUGGCAGCAACGACCACAAGACAGCUAACAGAAGGAAGAUCAAGUUGGGACGCAAGUCCAAGAAGACAAAGGAAGAGGCCACCGUGCCUCCGCAGACAUUUGCUGCUGCAAAGAUGUUGCCAAGCGACACCGUGUACAGCGAUGCUCUCUCAGAUACUUCGACAGUAGCGAGCGAGGAGAGCAGCAUUAUGAAGCACCCUACUCCAAUGAAGGUGCGUCCAGCCAUCCGCCCUUCACUUCAGACUAACGGUGUGAAUACCACCAGAUUCAACCCCUGUCCGUCGCCUUUGAGCUCGAACUCUUCCUUUGUAGGAAGCGUUGGCCUCGGUAACUCGUUUUUCUAUAUCGCAAACGGACACCCAGUAUCUGCUUCGCCAUUGAGAAAAGGAUCUGUGAAGCCCAUGAGCUCAUAUGAAGACACCAAAUUGAAGGUUAAGCAAACACUUAACCGAGUGGAUAUUAGAAAGAUUAACGAGAAGCUUCAGGAGCACGUCAACGACGAGAAACACAGAAACGGUCGUGGAGAGCAUGGUGGGGAUGUGAAAUGCCACUCGCCAUUUGGACAAGCAUUUGAGCUUCCUCCUCCACCAUACCACCAACUUCCACGCGUCUAA